Messenger RNA from Anoplopoma fimbria (sablefish), 2047 nucleotides. Its product is annotated as transmembrane protein 151A. The record is from RefSeq and is a predicted model, not a curated record. The coding region runs from base 1 to 1914 and encodes 637 amino acids. Lineage: Eukaryota; Metazoa; Chordata; Actinopteri; Perciformes; Anoplopomatidae. The transcript is spliced from 7 exons.
AUGCAGACGGAGGAGGAGACGGCCACCGCAGAAGAGCCCAUUUUGGAGGAAGGGUCAGGACGAGAGCAGCAACGGCCAGUCCAGCAGUCUCUGGCCUCCUCCCUGUGUCGGGAGUCCCAUUGGAAGUGCCUCCUCCUGACCCUCCUCAUGUACGGCUGCUUCGCCACGCUUGCCUGGUGCGCUCUCUGUCGCGUCCCCGUUCUCGGCUCCUCCUCCUCCGUACAUCUCGGUGCUGACGACGAUGCCACCUCUGCAGCCUACUACAAUGACAUCCUACACCUGGAGAGUCCGUGCUCCAGCGGCUACGUCUACAUCCCCCUGGCCUUCCUGGCAAUGCUGUAUGUGGUUUACUUGGUGGAGUGUUGGCACUGCUUCUCUAAGACGGCAAUGUUGGCUCAUGCUGAAUUCCAGGAAGUGUACGAGCGUGUGCAGAGACUUCAGCAGGCCACACCCUGCAUUUGGUGGAAGGCCAUCAGCUAUCACUACGUGAGGAGGACCAGACAGGUGACAAGAUACCGCAACGGAGAUGCAUAUACGACCACACAGGUCUACCAUGAGCGGGUGAACACUCAUGCGUCCAGUUCAGAGUUUGACUACGCCCGCUACGGUGUCAAAGACGUAUCAAAGGAGCUGCUGGACCUGCGACGGCACCCUGCUGUUCGCCUCCGUUUCACCAAGUGUUUCAGCUUCUCCAGUGCACGUGCAGAAGCUGCCUACCUCACCCAGCGAGCACGCUUCUUCGGGGAAAACGAGGGUCUUGACGACUACAUGGAGGCCAGGGAGGGAAUGCACCUGAAGAACGUGGAUUUCCGCGAACACAUCCUGGCAUUCCCCGAUCCGGCUCACCAGCCCUGGUUUUCUCGGCACAGGGUGUUCUGGCUGGCUUCUGCCUUCCUUCUGUCGUGGCCGCUGCGGGUUGUGUCCGAACACCGCACAGCAUAUGUCCACUACCAUGUGGAGAAGCUGUUCGGGGAGGACGAGGAUGGGGGAAGAGGGGAUGGCGUUGAAGGAGGGACUGAGAACGGAAUCCACCUGGGAGUUGGUCUUAAUGGGACGAGUUACAGAGCCAUCUCUCGGGUCAACACGGUGGACAUGACAGAAUUGGAGUGGCACAUUCGCUGUAACCAACAGAUGGUCCCGAGCUACUCUGAAGCCCUCCUUAUGGACUUGGACAUAAGUGGGGGGACAAACCCGACCGCCUCUACGCCCAUCUCUGGGCCAACAAGCUCCACUCCCAGCCAGGGGACCAACCCACCAACUCUUGCUCUGCCUGUUGUGUUCAACUCGGCUUACCUCCUCCAGAGCUGCCCCCGAUGCAGGAGGACCACGUCGAGUUCCAGUCUUCCCUCCAGGCUAAGGGCCCCCAUGGGAACCACAGCCCUCCUGAACGCUACCGUGGCAGGAAUCAGGGCAGCAGGGCAGGGAGGCGGGGGUAUCGGAGGAAGGUUGGUGCUCAGUCGGAGUGGAUUCUCUCUGGGGAGACUUGCAGGAGGUCGCCAGAACAGCCUGUUUCAUUCAAGAAGCAUGGGAGGAGGGCUGGGAGGAAGUAGGGAAGAUGGAGGAGGAAGUGGAGGUGGAGGCGGAGGAGGAGGCGGAGGAUUUCUUGGUUUAGGUUCAAGACAGGACAACGAGGAGACAAGAGGAGUGCUUGAGGGGGAAGGGGAUGACGAGGAGGAGGAGGAGGAACAGGAGCAGCAGCAGCAGCAGGAGGAGGAGGAGGUGAGGAGAAGGGAACAGGGAAGUGGAGGCAGAGAGAGGGACGAAGAAGCGGAGCAAGACAGUGGAGGGGGUGGCGAGGUGAGGGAGGGUGAUGGAGGAGGGAGGGAACGUCCUCCAUCCUACCAGGACGCAUUCUUCUUUCCCGUCCUCAUCAUACACGGAGAGGAGAGCUGUCAUGCCGGAGACGACAUGUGACGAUCAGAAAAAAAGCAAACAUCAAGAGCAAGACAGUCUGUGCGGAGAUGAAAGAAGGCACCGAACACAAAGAAAAGAGUGGAUCAGAGAAGAAGUGGCUGAGGGGGAAAUGAGAUAUGAUGGAAUGAUUGAA